Limanda limanda (common dab) is the source of this 4159-nucleotide messenger RNA. Its product is annotated as serine/threonine-protein kinase TAO2-like. Lineage: Eukaryota; Metazoa; Chordata; Actinopteri; Pleuronectiformes; Pleuronectidae. Bases 482 to 4018 code for a protein of 1178 amino acids. The transcript is spliced from 20 exons. The record is from RefSeq and is a predicted model, not a curated record. Gene Ontology annotation, molecular function: protein kinase activity; ATP binding. Gene Ontology annotation, biological process: protein phosphorylation.
UUGUAUUUAGCAAGAACAAAACCGGAGCGAGGCGCCGCGGCAGCAGCGUGAGGGGAGCCGCAGAUCGUCACUCGCGUCCCGGGGAGAGGUUGAACACGAGUCGGUGCAGCGGGACAGCCGGAGCCGAGGAGAAGCUCCGCGGACAAACAGCAGCCACACCCCGCUCCGCCGCUAGCUCCGCCGCUAGCCCACCGCUAGCCCCGAGCUACCACCGCUAAGCUAGCCAAUUAGCUGAGGCUAGUGUCCCAGGAACGGUGAAGCGGUGACCGGCGAGUCCACGGCUCGUCUCCCGGCUCGGACGCCGGUAGUCUCCUCCACAGCGGGCUCUGCAUUCAGGGGGAGUUCGGCGGGAAUGGCCCGGACGUCGUGUUGAUCUUCUGCGGACAGGAACCCGGGCUAUGCGGCUGGAGGCUCGCUAGCUCGGCUGCUAACAGUUGUUUUUCGGUCCAGAGAGGAACCACAAUAAGCCGCGGCCCUGGCCAUGCCCGCGAGUAUACGGGCGGGCAAUCUGAAAGACCCCGAGGUGGCGGACCUCUUCUGCAAAGAUGAUCCGGAGAUUCUGUUCGCUGACCUCCGUGAGAUCGGCCACGGCAGCUUCGGAGCUGUAUAUUUUGCCCGAGAUGUCCGCAACAAUGAGGUGGUGGCCAUCAAGAAGAUGUCGUACAGCGGCAAGCAGACAAACGAGAAAUGGCAGGACAUCAUUAAAGAGGUGAAGUUCCUGCAGAAACUUCGCCACCCGAACACUAUCGAGUAUCUGGGAUGUUACCUGAAGGAACACACAGCAUGGCUGGUGAUGGAGUACUGCCUGGGCUCAGCCUCAGACCUGCUGGAAGUUCACAAAAAGCCGCUUCAAGAAAUGGAAAUAGCUGCUAUUACCCACGGUGCUCUGCAGGGAUUAGCAUAUCUUCACUCUCACAAUAUGAUUCACAGGGACGUGAAGGCAGGAAACAUCCUGCUGACGGAGCCUGGUCAGGUCAAACUGGGCGACUUCGGUUCUGCCUCCAUCGUGGCUCCGGCCAACUCCUUCGUGGGGACUCCCUACUGGAUGGCUCCGGAGGUGAUCUUGGCGAUGGAUGAGGGUCAGUAUGACGGCAAGGUGGACGUCUGGUCGCUGGGCAUCACCGCCAUCGAGCUGGCGGAGAGGAAGCCCCCACUCUUCAACAUGAAUGCUAUGAGUGCCUUAUAUCACAUCGCUCAGAACGAGAGCCCCAUCCUCAUGUCCAACCACUGGUCUGAUUCCUUCCGCAACUUUGUCGACUCCUGCCUACAGAAGAUUCCCCAGGACCGGCCAACCUCGGACGUGCUGCUCAAUCAUCGGUUCUUGUGCCGCGAGCGUCCGCUGACCGUGAUCAUGGACCUGAUCGCACGAACCAAGGAUGCAGUGCGGGAGCUGGACAACCUGCAGUACCGCAAGAUGAAGAAGAUCCUGUUCCAGGAGACCCAGCAGAACGGCCCCGUGACCGAGGGAGGGGAUGAUGAGGAGGAGGUGGAGACGUACCUGUUGCGGACGGGCACGGUCAACAGCAUGGAGAGCUCCCAGUCAGUUCCCAGUAUGUCCAUCUCAGCCAGUUCUCAGAGCAGCUCUGUCAACAGCCUGGCCGACGCCUCUGACGACAGCAGCAAUGAGAUGGCCAUGAUGCAGGAGGGCGAACACACCGUCACCUCCAACAGCUCCAUCAUCCACCGGCCCACGGGUCAGGAUAACAUCUAUGACGACCCUUACCAGCCCGAGAUGGACCAACCCCAGGUUCCCUCAUCUGGACGCCGUCGAGCCUACUAUCGCAACCGGGACCACUUUGCCACCAUCAGAACUGCCUCCUUGGUGACCCGUCAGAUCCAGGAGCACGAGCAGGGCUCUGCGCUGCGAGAACAAAUGUCUGGAUACAAACGAAUGAGGCGGCAGCACCAGAAGCAGCUGAUGGGGCUGGAGAACAAGCUGAAGGCGGAGAUGGAUGAGCACCAGCUGAAGCUGGACAAGGAGCUGGAGAACCAGAGGAACAGCUUCUCCACCGAGGCUGACAAGCUGUCCAAGAAGCACCAGGCCAUCCUGGAGAAAGAGACGAAAGCAGCUCUGGCGGAGGAGAAGAAGUUCCAGCAGCACAUUCAGGGUCAGCAGAAGAAAGAACUCACCAGUUUACUGGAGUCACAGAAACGCCAGUAUCGCCAACGCAAGGAUCAACUGAAAGAGGAGCUGAGCGAGAACCAGUCGACGCCGAAGCGUGAGAAGCAGGAGUGGCUGAUCCGACAGAAGGAGUGUCUGCAGCAGAUGCAGGCGGAGGAGGAGGCCAGUCUGCUCCGGAGGCAGCGGCAGUACUACGAGCUGCAGUGCCGUCAGUACAAGAGGAAGAUGUUGCUGGCUCGACACAACCUGGAGCAGGACCUGCUGCGAGAGGACCUGAACAAGAAGCAGACUCAGAAAGAUCUGGAGUGCGCCAUGUUGCUGCGACACCACGAGUCCACGCAGGAGCUGGAGUUCAGGCAGCUGAGCUCCGUGCAGCGCACCCGGGCCGAGCUGAUCCGAACGCAGCACCAGACCGAGCUGACCAACCAGAUGGAGUACAACAACCGGCGUGAGCAAGAACUUCGCCAGAAACACACGGUGGAAGUCCGGCAGCAGCCCAAGAGCCUCAAGACCAAAGAGAUGCAGAUCAAGCGUCAGUUCCAGGAGACGUGUAAGAUCCAGACCCGUCAGUACAAAGCUCUGAGGAACCACCUGCUGGAGAGCACUCCCAAGUCCGACCACAAGGCCGUCCUCAAACGCCUCAAAGAGGAGCAGACGCGUAAGCUGGCCAUCCUGGCCGAGCAGUACGACCACUCCAUCAACGACAUGCUGUCCACACAGGCUGUGAGUAAGCUGCGCCUGGACGAGACCCAGAUGGGGGAGUACCAGGUGCUGCGGAUGCAGCUGCAGCAGGAGCUGGAGCUGCUCAACGCCUACCAGAGCAAGAUCAAGAUCCACACGGACACGCAGCACGAGCGGGAGGUGAAGGACCUGGAGCAGAGGGUGUCCAUCCGCCGGGCGCUGCUGGAGCAACGGAUCGAGGAGGAGAUGCUGUCGCUGCAGAACGAGCGGUCGGAGCGGAUCCGCACGCUGCUGGAGCGCCAGGCGCACGAGAUCGAAGCCUUCGACUCGGAGAGCAUGCGGCUCGGCUUCAGCAACAUGGCGCUGACCGGCAUCCCGGCCGAGGCCUUCAACCAGGGCUACCCGACCCCCAGCCCGUCCUCGGGCUCCAGCGGCUGGCCGUCGCGGCCCGUCCCGCGCUCGGGGGGGCAGUGGAGCCACAGCGUGCAGAACUCGGUGGCGACUCCGUCCUGGCGCAGUCAGAACCACGGAGGAGGUGGAGGAGGAGGGGGAGGAGGAGGGGGAGGGUUCAGCCGGGCCGAGUCCAUCACCUCCUCCCACGGCAUCGGCAGGGACAGCGAGAUGAACAAGGGCGGCAGAGGCCACGCCUCCUCCUCCUCCCACCACCACCACCACCACCACCAGCAGCAGCACCAUCACCAGCACCACCAGCAGCAGCAGCAGCAGCAGCAGCAGCACUACCUCCCCCAGCACUACCAGCACCACCAGAGCACGCCGCAGCUCUACCGCGACAGCCACGAGCGAGACCCCCGGGAGCGGGAGCGUGCCCGGGAGUGGGUGGGAGGGGGGGGCCACUACUCCCAUCACCCCCAGGGCCACCACCACCACCACCACCACCUCUCCACCCACGCCUCCUCCCAGUCCCUGGCGCUUCUUCCACCACCGCCGCCGCCUCCGCCCAUCUCCCUCUCCUCUUCCUCCCCCCCCUCCUCGGCCUCCUCCUCCUCCUCCUCGUCACAGGGAUGCUACGCAGGGGGGGGUGGCCUGAGCGUCAGGGGCCCCAACCUGAUGGCCCUGAGGAACAGCCCCCAGCCCCUGAGGAGGACGGCCUCGGGGGGGCCGGGGAGCGGCGGCGGGAGCGACGGUGGGCUCAGCCGCAGCACGUCCGUCACCUCCCACAUCUCUAACGGCUCCUCCCACCUCUCGUACUCAUGAAACCUCACGGGUCACAUGACGACGGGUCGAGCAGCAGCAGCGAGUCCAGAGGAGAGAGAGAGAACGAUUUUUAAAGUCUACGUUUUCAGAUCUCCUCUCUUGGAGUGGAAAAGAGAGAGAGGAAGCUUUUAUCAAAACAGA